AUGUCGGCUAACGACAACAACAACACCAACCUCCCCGAGCCGGGCGUCGCUCCAGCUGGCACUGGGAACGGUCCUUUGCCUACGACCACCAACGAAUCACAACCAUCUUCCGGUCCAGUCGAAACCGCAAACAAUGCGGCUUCAGAACAGAGUCCUCAACAGACAACGGAGAAUGCCGUGACUGCCGAUACGAAGCCCGCAGAGGGUGGCGAAAGCGCUGCGCCGACUGCUUCCACCACGACCAACGAUACUACUGUCGCCUCGUCGAACGAUGCAGCCCAGACUACCGCAGAAAAGACCAAAGAGCCGUCCCCGGAAACUGCGGGUACACAUCCAAAAGAAGACGAAGACUCCGGACCGUCAUUGAUGAUCACUCUGCUGUUAACGUCCGGAUCGCGGCAUCCAUUCAAGAUUGAUGGGAAAUACCUUCGCAAGCAGUCGGUCAAUGUCGAAAACAAUGAUCCGUUUGCCAUGAGUGUCUAUACUCUGAAGGAAUUGAUCUGGCGGGAAUGGCGUGCAGACUGGGAAUCGCGCCCGUCGUCGCCUAGCUCCAUCCGACUGAUCUCGUUCGGAAAACUGUUAGAAGAUAAAGCACCUCUAUCAGACUCCAAAUUUAAUCGUGAUGCACCCAACAUUGUUCACAUGACAAUCAAACCCCAAGAGCUUAUCGACGAAGAAGACGCCGCUGGAGCCAAGGGCCAAUCCAUCCGGGAACGGGUCCCCAGCGUGCGCAGCCCUGGAUGUCGCUGUGUCAUCCUCUAA
Aspergillus glaucus CBS 516.65 is the source of this 762-nucleotide messenger RNA. RefSeq lists its product as uncharacterized. The record is from RefSeq and is a predicted model, not a curated record. The transcript has 4 exons. Bases 1 to 762 code for a protein of 253 amino acids. Lineage: Eukaryota; Fungi; Ascomycota; Eurotiomycetes; Eurotiales; Aspergillaceae.